This is a messenger RNA of Ricinus communis (castor bean), 2908 nucleotides long. RefSeq names its product E3 ubiquitin-protein ligase RFWD3. The record is from RefSeq and is a predicted model, not a curated record. Gene Ontology annotation, biological process: interstrand cross-link repair; protein ubiquitination. Lineage: Eukaryota; Viridiplantae; Streptophyta; Magnoliopsida; Malpighiales; Euphorbiaceae. Gene Ontology annotation, molecular function: ubiquitin protein ligase activity; protein binding. Bases 125 to 1981 code for a protein of 618 amino acids. The transcript has 14 exons. Gene Ontology annotation, cellular component: nucleus.
AAUUAAACAGCUUCAGCAACGGCUCGUUUAUCAGUUUUUUAGUUGUUUCAACUUUCCCUCCUUGAGCAGAAACAGAAUAACAAGUACCUCUCUCUCUCUCACUGCCUAUACUUAAUUCUAAUCAAUGGCGGAACCCUAUAAUUCAUACGAAGAAAACGCCGACAGAUUUGAGCUAGAUAGAAACGACGUCGACAAUGAGGAGGAACUGCCUAGGGUUUCACGCAACCUCAUUCGACCUUUGAUUAUGGGUGGAAGAAUAAAUAUAAAUGUAGAAGAAGAAGAAGAAGAAGAAGAAGAUGAUGAUUAUGAUGAUUAUGAUGAUGAGGAAGAUGAAGAAGAAGAAAAAGAGAGAAAUAAGCGGAGAAGAGUAGAGCGCGAAAGAGAUAAUAGCUAUAAUAGUAAUGGAGAAGCAGCAGGACAGAGUUCUCAGGGGAACCGAAAUGAAAUCGAGGGACUUUUUUGCCCUAUUUGCAUGGAUGCUUGGACUAGUGAAGGUGACCACCAUAUCUGCUGUCUGCCUUGUGGUCACUUGUUCGGAUUGUCUUGCAUUAGCAAAUGGUUGAAACAAAAUCGAAGUAAGGCUAAGUGUCCCCAAUGCAAUAGGAAGUGUACAUUAAAGGAUGUUAGGAAACUCUUUGCUCCUAGACUUGCUGUGGUUGAUGAAGAAUCUCAGAAGACAAUUCAAUCUCUAGAGGUUAAAUGUGCUGCUCUUGAGAAGAAGGGUGCAGAUUGGUGUAAAAUGGAAUCUGAAUGGCAAAAGAGAGAAGCUGACUUGCAACAUAAAAUUAACCAACUUACACAGAGGACAAAUUAUUUGGAGCAUUUAUUAGGGGAUGUGGAGAGCAGGUCAACUGUAUUAGUCACUGGUAGUAGGAGCUAUCAAGAACACUUUAUACCUGGAAGUAGCAGCUCAAAUUUUUGCAGUCAAGCAUCUUCCAGCAGAGUUGUAUUAGAGAAAGAGUUGCCAGUGGAUGGUGCACGUCUAUUUGAUAUGGAUGCGUUGGGUCAAAUUUUAUUACUUGCUCGAAGGUUCCCUAAGAUUGGGUCACAUGUCCUUACUAAAAUGAACUUGCUACCCCCACAUGAAACUGAAGAUAUUUUGCUUCCUUCUAAUAUGAAAAUUAUAAAGGACCUACACAUUUCUCCUUUUAAUAGAAGUCAUGCGCUUUGUGCUUCCCUGGGCAAGAACUUAUCAGUUCUCAGUAUGGAAAGCAACUGUGUCAUCCUUUCCUGCAAUUUGCCAGCUCCUGCAUGGUCAUGUUCCUGGGAUCUCAACAGCUCACAUUACAUUUAUGCCGGAUUACAGAAUGGCUCGCUUUUGGCAUUUGAUAUACGUCAGACUGGGAGGGAAGUAGAAUCCAGGUUGGGGCUUACAAACAACCCAAUUCAUACCUUGCACUCCCUUCAAGAUAACUCCUCUUCUGGUGCUAGAAGACUGCUGUCUGCUUCCUCCGUUGGUAUAUGCCAGUGGAACUUCGACAAUACUGAAGAAAGGCCUUUUUUGAUUCCUGAAACAGCAAAUCAAGGAGUUUGUAUAUCCGUUGCUUAUUGUCCUAGCACUGACGACAUUGUUGCUACAUAUCGACCUAGAGUUGAAAUAUCUAAUGAGAUGGCUGUUUCUCAGCCGCCGCUCACUCCUUCCCCUGUUAUUGGACAAGGAGUACUGGGUUCUCAUCUUCAUUUGAAGAGAACGGAUGACAAGUAUCAAGAAUUAGGUACUGCAUCUGCCACCAUAAGUAAUAUUCGACUGCCUAAAUCUGUGAUCGUGGACAUGGAGAACCGGAAGCCGCUAUUUGCAGCUGGGGAUGAAGCAUCAUGUGGAUUGAUCUUGCAAGAGUUGCCAUCUUUUUCAUAUGCUCAACGUCUUAAAUCACACAAGCAUCUUAUUUGUGAUGUUAAAUAUAAAAGAACCCUAAGCCUUGGUUUAGUGGGCUGUUUAAGUGAGGACACAUUACAGCUUUUCAGUAGCAAGCUAACGUAAUUAACCAUUGUUUUAUGAUUCUUCUUCUGUUUUCUGUUAGGUGUUUUACUAACUUGUAAAGAUUAAAAAUACAGUUAUUUAAGCAUUCCAAAUUUCAAUGUUCGUAUGUACAAGUAAAGAUGUCCCGCUGGAUGCUGAGGCCAUAUCAUUAAUUUAAAAAAUUUAAACUAAGAGCUCCUCUUAAUAUGAUAAACAUGUUCUUUCACAGUUAAAAAGCAGUAUGGAACUGUGAGACUUGUAAAUUGGAAUGGGAAUUUUAUAAAUAUAUAUUUGAUUCUUUAAUCCUGCCAAUAAAUCAGGCAACAGCCCAUGUCAGGCCAAGAGAAUUUUCCAAUAAUUUGAAUAAAGUAAAGUUACUAUUUUGAUAAUAUAAUAUUUAUAAAAAUAUUUCAUAAUAAUAAAUAAAUAUUUUAAGAAUCGUGAUUGACAAUCUUUGAUGUAAAUUUUUUAAUCACAACAAGAGUUUGUUUUACAUUUCUAAUCUGAUCAUUUUCCAUAUCACUUGGCUUUUUAUAAGAGAAAAUUAAUAUAGGCUUCGACUUUUUCAUACGGCCUUUUUUGAUUCCUGAAACAGCAAGUCAAGGAGUUUGUAUAUCCCGACAUUGUUGCUACAUAUCGCCCGAGAGUUGAAAUAUCUAAUGAGAUGGCUGUUUCUCAGCCACCACUCACUCCUUCCCCUGUAAUUGGACAAGGAGUACUGGGUUCUCAUCUUCAUAUGAAAAUAACGGACGAGAAGUUUCAAGAAUUAGGAACUGCAGCUGCCACUGUAAGUGAUAUUCGACUGCCUAAAUCCGUGAUCAUAGACAUGGAGAACUAGGAGCCGCUAUUUGCAGCUGGGGAUGAAGAAACAUGUGGAUUGAUCCUGCAAGAGUUGCCAUCUUUUAUGUAUGCUCAACUUCUUAAAUCACACAAGCAUCUUAUUUUUUA